Impatiens glandulifera is the source of this 3232-nucleotide messenger RNA. Its product is annotated as probable RNA helicase SDE3. The transcript has 5 exons. Bases 285 to 3092 code for a protein of 935 amino acids. The record is from RefSeq and is a predicted model, not a curated record. NCBI's taxonomy places the organism in Eukaryota, Viridiplantae, Streptophyta, Magnoliopsida, Ericales, Balsaminaceae. Gene Ontology annotation, molecular function: RNA binding; 5'-3' RNA helicase activity.
GUACUAUCUUCUCUAACUCCCUCCCCCCACUCUCUCUCUUCUCAUCCACCGGCCGGCGGCGUCGACGGCGACGGCGACGACGGCACCCGCAUCAGGUUUACCGGUUUCAUCUAGUGAUCUCUUCUUUAACUACUGUCGUCAGAAAGAACGGAAGCAGUUGCUGGCAUUGAUGGAGAAGCAGAGAGGGAAUGGCGCCGAUCAAACGAUAGAUGAUAAAGCUUCAUAGAAGGAAUACGAUUUCUCGUAUAUUUUUGUAGUUUAAGCAACCCUAAGCUGCUAAGGUGAUGGCAAUUGUACAAGAGGAGUUUUCUUUCAUUGAAGAUAAAGGAGAAUUGGGAUUCAUAGACUUUGAUGAUGAUAAAUCUGUUUGUAGUUAUAAACCUGAGGAAGAAGGGUCAGUUAUUAUAUCUGUUCCAUUUCCACCAGUCAAUGGAAAACCUCAAUCAAUUACUGUUGGAGAGUCUUCUUCUAUCCAAAUUACUAUAAACAACACCAAUGAUGAAUCUGUGGAGCUAUGGACUAUUGAUAUUUACGAUUCAAACCCUAAGGACUCGUUCACCCUUUCGCUGAUGGAACCUCCUUCGGCGAAUUCUGAUCCAGAUUAUGUGCAGAGGUUUCGGGAAUCUUUUAGCUUGGGAGACAGAGUAUUACUUCCACACAAGAUAUUAACUGUUUGGUUAACAUGCAAACCAAAGGAUAUUGGGUUGCACACUACUGUAGUGAAUUUCGACUUGGAGGGUGUGGUUACAGAGAGAAUGGUUUUCCUUUUAGCGGAAGACAAGGUUUCUCAAUUCUUAACAUCCAACAAACCAUACCGUAGAGAUAGGAAAACUAGGCUGCCAGAAGUCUAUAAUCGCAACAAUUUUGUAGCUGGUUCACCACCUCCAAGGAAUUCAAAUAGAAGGUGUAAAGUUAAGCUUCCAAUGCAUAAAAUUCCAGACGAUGUGAGGGGUCUGUUAGAGGCAAAGCAGAUACCUGAAUCUAUCACUCUUGGUUUAACUAAAGAAAAUUACUGUCAAUUCUUCAAAACCUUGUUAAUCAUGGAAGAAAUCAAAUUGGAGGAUGUAAUGAGAGGCUAUGAUAUGGAGAACAUCUCAUUCAGGAAUAAGGGUCUUUUGUUGGCCCUUGAAGUACCAGGACUAGCUGAGAAGAGGCCUUCACUAGUUUAUGGAGAUUUCAUAUUAGUUAAGUCCACAUAUCAAGAUCCCAACAAUGAAGCAACUCCUACAUAUCAGGGUCAUAUACAUAGGGUGGAGGCAGAAGUUGUGCUUUUGAAGUUUGCAGAUGAUUUCUAUAGCCAGCAUAACUCUAGGAGCGUCUACAAUGUUCAAUUCACUUACAAUAGGGUAAACAUGAGAAGGUUAUAUCAGGCCAUUGAAGCAGCAGAAUCAUUAGGCAUUGAUUUUCUCUUCCCAUCUGAAUCUUCAGAACAUAGAAGAGUAAUUAAACCAAUCAAUCUAUCCUCAACAACUUUUACUUUAAACGAGGAGCAAACGCGUUCAGUCGAGAUGAUCCUCGGCUGUAGAGGAGGAUCUCCUUACGUCAUUUACGGGCCACCAGGCACAGGCAAAACCGUAACACUAGUUGAAUCAGUUCUACAACUCUACACACGGUAUAAGAACGCCAAGAUACUCGUCUGCGCGCCUUCAAACAGCGCAGCCGAUCACGUCCUGGAAAUGCUGAUCGGCCAUGUUCAAGUAAACGACGUUUUCAGGCUGAAUGCUAUCGCCAGGCCAUUCGAGGAGAUAAACCCCGACAUUCUCCAAUUCACUUAUCAUGUAGAUGGAGUCUUCCAAUGCCCGCUUUUAAGUAGGCUGAAACAUUUUCGGAUCACAGUGUGCACUUACAUGAGUGCGUGUCUUCUCUAUGCAGAAGGAGUUUCGAGAGGUCAUUUCUCGCAUAUUUUUCUAGACGAGGCUGGGCAAGCCUCGGAGCCUGAGACGAUGAUUCCGAUAUCACAUUUCUCUAAUAGAAAUACGGUUGUUGUGCUCGCCGGAGACCCUAAGCAGCUCGGGCCCGUGAUUCAUUCCAAGGAAUCAGAGGUUUACGGGAUGGGAAUGUCGUACCUCGAGAGAUUGUUCGAGUGCGGUUUAUACAAAACCAUGGAACCAAACUACGUUACAGAAUUGGUUCGUAACUAUAGAUGCGAACCGGAGAUUCUCUACAUAUCGUCGAAACUUUUCUACGCAGGUAGCUUGAUCGCAUGCAAAGACGAAGAAUCUGGUUUCGCGACAACAUGUCUAGAUUUCCUACCGAACAAGGAGUUUCCGGUUGUUUACAUCGGAGUGCAAGGUUGUGACGAAAGGGAAGGGAACAAUCCUUCUUGGUUUAACCGUUUCGAGGCAAGCAAGGUUGUUGAGAUUAUAACGUCGCUCAAGGAGAAUCAGGUGGUGAGUCCGGAGUGCAUUGGCGUGAUAACGCCUUACAGGCAGCAGGUGCUGAAACUUACUCGAGCUCUCGAGGAUUUUGGUUGUUCUGGUGUUAAGGUUGGUAGUGUGGAACAAUUUCAAGGGCAGGAGAAAGAUGUGAUUAUUGUAUCUACGGUCAGAUCAACAAUCAAACAUAAUGAGUUUGAUAAAACUUAUUGCUUGGGGUUCUUGAGCAACCCGAAAAGGUUUAACGUCGCCAUUACCCGUGCCAAGUCUUUGAUGAUCAUUAUCGGUAAUCCACACAUCACAAGCAAGGAUCCAUAUUGGAAUGCGCUAUUAUGGUACUGUGUAGAUGGGGGUUCAUACAUGGGGUGCAUUCUUCCCGAACGAGAGAAGACGAUUUUGGAGGAAGUUGUAGAGGAGGUGGUGGUGGUUGAAGAAGAAGACGGUUUUAAUGGCGAUUAUAAUAUCGGAAAAGAGUUUCCUGAAAUGGAGAGUACAUGGAGUGCAACAGGAAUAGUCGAUGAAGCACAUGAUGGCAAUAUGGGAAAAGAGUUUCCUGAAAUGGAGAGUCUAUGGAGUGCAACAGGAAUAGCCGAUGAAGCACAUGAUGAUAACAAUGGAGAUCAUGAAUGGACAGAAACUAUUAAUGAUGGCACUCUUAGUAGUAGUGUAGUAAAACCUAGUUUUAAUGAAGAUGAUUGGGAGGAUGGUUGGAAGUAGUAGUAAGAAAUAGGCCUAUUCUGAUUUGGAUUAGACUAAGUUUAAUUUUGAAAUUUGAUACUUGUUUUCUUUCUUCAAUUUUAACAACUCUUCAGAUUACAUUUUUAAACUAUUCAAUUCCCGCCUCGUAUUUUAGUUCA